Messenger RNA from Puntigrus tetrazona (Sumatra barb), 606 nucleotides. It is a transcript of the gene bbln, whose product is annotated as bublin coiled coil protein. The transcript has 2 exons. NCBI's taxonomy places the organism in Eukaryota, Metazoa, Chordata, Actinopteri, Cypriniformes, Cyprinidae. The record is from RefSeq and is a predicted model, not a curated record. The coding region runs from base 267 to 545 and encodes 92 amino acids.
AUAUAAUCAGUAUUUAGAAUAAUGAAGCAUUUGUAGCUGAGUCAGCAGAGGGGUUAUAUUUCUGAAGAGGCGCGUUCCCGGACGCACGUGACGGUCAGCUGAUCCCGAGCCGUUCGUCUCUUUUAAUCACCUUUCACGUCCAGGCUUAUGUUUUGAUGCCUACUUUUAAUAAACACACGUAGUAUAUUUAUAUAGACUUUUUGCCCGGUGUGUCGCUUCGCGGGCGUUAUAAUAAUUAGAUUUUAAUUUAUAAACCUGUUUUUAAGAUGUCUGGACCAAACGGAGACCCGGAUGUUUCAGUAGAUGAUGGAAUCAUUGAGGAUGAAGAUGAAUUCAAUGAAGAAGAAUACGCAGCCAUCGACUCCAUGCUGGAUCAGAUCAACUCCUGUCUGGACGACAUCGAGGAGAGAAACGAGGCUCUGAACGGAAAGCUGCACGAGCUGCUGGAGUCCAACAGACAGGCCCGGAAAGAGUUCAGAGAGCAGCAGAACCCUCCUCAUCCUCCUCCUGAUGAAGAGCCCGCUGGAGACGAGCAGAACGUGUAGAUGUGUGUGUGUGUGUGUGUGAACUGUGCUGUAUUACAUUAAAGCCUCUGAUGGAUUAUUA